Archocentrus centrarchus (flier cichlid) is the source of this 1355-nucleotide messenger RNA. It is a transcript of the gene sf3a2, whose product is annotated as splicing factor 3a, subunit 2. Gene Ontology annotation, molecular function: zinc ion binding; nucleic acid binding. Gene Ontology annotation, biological process: spliceosomal complex assembly. Gene Ontology annotation, cellular component: nucleus; U2 snRNP; U2-type prespliceosome. NCBI's taxonomy places the organism in Eukaryota, Metazoa, Chordata, Actinopteri, Cichliformes, Cichlidae. The record is from RefSeq and is a predicted model, not a curated record. The transcript has 8 exons. The coding region runs from base 137 to 1021 and encodes 294 amino acids.
GAAAUAAUUCACGCGCAUGCGCAACUGCCAAUCAGGGAAACGCGUUGCUGUCGUUGUGGAGCUGGUAAUCAGGAGGAAUCUCUUUAGAGUAGCUGGCCACUGAGGUGUGUCUGUUUGAGUCCAGCACCUUACAAAAAUGGAUUUCCAGCAUCGAGCUGGAGGGAAGACGGGGAGCGGAGGGGUGGCAUCUGCCUCUGAGAGUAACCGUGACAGGCGAGAACGGUUACGUCAGCUGGCCCUGGAGACCAUUGACAUCAACAAAGAUCCUUACUUUAUGAAAAAUCAUUUAGGAUCGUACGAGUGCAAACUUUGUCUGACACUUCACAACAAUGAGGGAAGCUACUUGGCUCACACACAAGGAAAGAAACAUCAGACCAACUUAGCACGGAGGGCAGCAAAAGAGGCAAAAGAAGCUCCUGCUCAACCAGCUCCAGCCAAAGUGAAAGUUGAGGUCAAGAAGUUUGUCAAAAUUGGUCGACCGGGAUACAAAGUGACCAAACAAAGGGAUCCAGAGACUGGACAGCAGUCUUUACUUUUCCAGAUUGACUAUCCAGAGAUCGCUGAAGGAAUUGGACCUAGGCAUCGUUUCAUGUCUGCUUAUGAGCAGCGCAUCGAGCCUCCCGAUCGUCGCUGGCAGUACCUGCUAUUUGCUGCUGAACCGUAUGAGACCAUUGCCUUCAAGGUACCCAGCAGAGAAAUUGAUAAAGCAGAAAACCGCUUCUGGACCCACUGGAACAAAGAAACUAAACAGUUUUUCCUGCAGUUCCACUUCAAAAUGGAGAAAGCUAUUCCCCAGUCAAGCGGUCCAGCACCUGCUGCCACUGUAAAACGUCCUCCUCCUCUUAUGAGUGGCGAUCACCCACCAAAUGACACUCUGCCUCCUCCCCCACCAGGGGGAAUGCCUGUCCCUCCUCUCCCACCUGGCGCCCCAGGAGCCCCCCAGAUGCCCCCACAGAUGCCCAUGCCUCCCAUGCCAAUGAGGCCACCCCCUCCAGAGGGCCUUACAAUAGUUAAUAAUUGAUCCCUUAUCAGUGAGCUGUUUUAAGUGAUUUUUUUUUUUUUUUGGUUUCUGUCAUGGUCUGCAGUCACACUGCUCUGCCCGUCUGCAGUGUCCUUCUUUUACAUGCUGCAGUGAUAUUUAGUUUUAUUAUUUCUACAGAUGUUUAAAGCUCAUGUUUAUUAGAUUUUCAGUAUUUGUUUGGUUUAAAAUGUGCAGGACCAUUUGUUACUGCAGCAUCAUUAAUAUGGCCACAUUCUUUUGUAUUAAUAUCCACGUUCUGGACAUGGAGGUAUGAGUGGGCGCUCGUAAUUUAGGAUUAUGGUUUUGUAAUUAAAUGUUAUGGAGAAACAGAAAA